This is a messenger RNA of Clunio marinus, 255 nucleotides long. The record is from the annotation of a GenBank genome assembly. NCBI's taxonomy places the organism in Eukaryota, Metazoa, Arthropoda, Insecta, Diptera, Chironomidae.
AUGACCUUGGUGAUCAGCGAACAUGAAACAUAUUUUAAGCUUUUAACUAGUGCUUGCUUUGGACAUUCUGAUACUGUUGUCAUCAUCUCCCUUAUUGCACUUUACACUUUCAACAUUAUUAAAGUGUUAAAAUUCUUCACCGUAUCAAGUUCACGGUUAGCUUUUCAAACUCAACAUAGUUUUAUGAAACUCACUUCCCAAACACAAAAAAAAAGAUCAAAGAAAGCAAACAAAUGUUUACCCUGGUUUAAGUGA